Messenger RNA from Pungitius pungitius (ninespine stickleback), 2393 nucleotides. RefSeq names its product caspase 10, apoptosis-related cysteine peptidase (gene casp10). Lineage: Eukaryota; Metazoa; Chordata; Actinopteri; Perciformes; Gasterosteidae. Gene Ontology annotation, biological process: proteolysis; regulation of apoptotic process. The record is from RefSeq and is a predicted model, not a curated record. Gene Ontology annotation, molecular function: cysteine-type endopeptidase activity; protein binding.
CUCUUUUGCACUUCCUAGUUUCCCGGAGUUGUUUUGAGAGAAACCAAACUGCAAAAUCAUCGUCUACGCGCAGAUUUUACAGCUCUUACAUAAAUGACUCAGAAGGCUUCUUCCUGUUUGUUUCAUACCUCGAGUAGGUGGGGAAAGGAUCACACCUGUCCUCUUCGGUAGUUAGUGGGACCUGCUGAAAACUCACCUCCGGACAGGUUGGAGCACUUGGCUAAGGGCUAACAAACGGCUCAUCCAGAAUACAAUGUAGCGCUAUAAACAUCUGUGGGGAGAAAUAAGUGCCACAGAAAAUGCACUUCCAGAAGCUCCUCUUGGAUAUAGGGAAGGCCCUCAGUGGGGAUGAGGUAAAAGCUUUAGCAUUCCUUUGCACCGACGUCCUGGGCCGAAACCCGAGCUGGGUGGGGUCGGCCAGCGAGCUGUUCUCUCGUCUGGGGGAUCUGGGCCUCCUCUCCGAGGAGCGACCAAACCUGCUGACCGAGCUCCUACUCAUCAUCCAACGCAUCCGACUGACACGCGACGUCGACCUCCCGGCCGAACCCUCGAGGCACAUCUCACACUACAGGAAGAUGCUUUACAACCUGUCUGAGGAGCUUACUGAUGCUGACUUGAAAGAUGUCAAGUUCUUGUUACACGACUAUCUCCCACGUAAAAAACUGGAAGAACAUGUUUCUACACUGGAAAUCUGGCUUGAGAUGGAGCACAAAGACCUCAUGCACGAAAACAACCUGGAGUUACUGGAGACCAUCAUUUCCAAAGUGUGUCCCAUGUUGACAGGCAAAAUCUACCAGUUUAAAGCAGAAACUCCCACCAUUCCCGCAACUCAAGAAUCCGGUCGAAGGUGGUCUCUGUCGCCCCUUAAUGCACCAAACCAGGUCCCUCAAUCUUCACGUGCAGAGAGGUCCGGCUCGUUUGAAAUGCAAGAUUCACCAAGUGUGUUUAAUGGCGGAGACGCCUGUGCGCCCCUCUCUCUCAGACUGAGUGAUCGUUUGAAGAUAGAGGUUGCGGAAGCCAUGCCGUCCCAAAACAACCAGGCCUCCCCUGAACCACAGACCUCCCAGACGACAGACACAACCACUGAGGUUUUGGAAACGUAUCCCAUGACUGCAGCAAGGAGGGGGAUCUGCUUGAUAGUAAACAACUUAAACUUCACUAAACCCGGGAAUAGUCUCUCAAAGCGGGACGGGACCCUGGUUGACGAAGAGCAUCUGCACAAAGUGUUCUCGUGGCUCGGCUUUGAGGUGGAGGUAAUGAGCGACUGCGAGGCCCAGGAGAUGCUGACGGCGUUGCGGGAGCUCGCCAGCAGAGACCACGGCCCCCUGGACUGUCUGGUGUGCUGCGUCCUCAGCCACGGCAAGGAGGGGAGCGUCCACGGCGCGGACGGCCUCGCCGUGGACAUCAAGGAGCUGAAGGAGCCUUUCGUGGGGUCAAAGUGCGCCUCGUUGGCAGGAAAACCCAAGCUGUUUUUCAUCCAGGCCUGCCAGGGCAGCGGCGAGCAGAGGGCGGUCCACGUUUAUGCCGACGGGCCCGAACGCGGCGCCGUUUGCAGCGACGCUUCUAAACCUGGCGAUUCCAUCCCGUCCGAAGCAGACUUUCUGCUCGCAAUGGCCACGGUUCCUUCGUUUGUCGCUUACAGACACAGGACGGAAGGCACGUGGUUUAUUGAGUCGUUGUGCCGAAACCUCGUCCAGAUGGUGCCAAAAGGUUGUGACCUUGUGUCUAUCAUGACAAGUAAGAAGACCGAUGAAACCGGUGUAAAAAAGCAGAUGCCUCAGCCAGCCUUCUCUCUCAGGAAGAAAGUGGUCUUUCCGAUCCCCAAAGCCCCCCCGCCGAGCCUGCCGCACUGAUGACAAACACCUGCUGCCUGCUGGCAGAUGAUCCCUAAGACACAACGGCCUUGUGACCUUCCAUUACUUUUUACAAUUGCAUUUUGUCAGGAGGCAAUUUUUAAAUAGUUUAAACUAGCCAUAUCUUCAUACAAUCACCUUGCUGAUGCCUCUCGAGGUGUGGCUGACAGAUCUGAGGACCACUCCCUCUAUUUACAGUUUUUAUGUUGGACUUCAAUGAACUGUUUGAGUUCAUCAUUCAGAUUGAUCCAGGUGUAAGUGCAACAAAAAACAUCCCAUUCAUCAUAUCUCAUUAGUUUAAAUGUACUUUUAAACAUGAGUAUUAUAUUAUUGUUUACACUGUUAAAAAUGUAAUUGUCACACAUUAGAAACACAAAGUGAAAUACAGCACUUUUCUAUCAAUGAUGCAAUAGAUUUUAUAAACACUGACAUUGUCAAACUAUUUUGUCAUUUUGCCUUGGUUUGAUUGUGAAUGUCUUCUUCCCUGCAGCUCCUCUAGUAGCUGUUCCUCAAACAAAAUAAAACAUAUUUUCUGGCUAA